Messenger RNA from Cryphonectria parasitica EP155, 722 nucleotides. RefSeq lists its product as uncharacterized. The coding region runs from base 100 to 450 and encodes 116 amino acids. The record is from RefSeq and is a predicted model, not a curated record. The transcript has a single exon. NCBI's taxonomy places the organism in Eukaryota, Fungi, Ascomycota, Sordariomycetes, Diaporthales, Cryphonectriaceae.
CACAGAUUCAGCAUGAUUACACACAAUGUUGACGCAACGAUGAUAGCCUCUUGCAUAAUGCAUAUACCGACACACAUUGGUGUCCCGUUCAAGUGCUGAAUGGACCCAACAUUACUCUGCAUGCAGCAUGCGGCAUUUCUUCUUCCCUUUUCUUCCUUUUUUUCUUUCUUUUUUCUUCUCUUUCCAAGGGGCCAUCAUCCAUUCGAAACUGCCCUGAAAUCCGCAGCGUGGAGCAAACUUGCAUUAUGCAUUUCCCGCUCUAGACACGCGGGACAUACCUUUUCCUCUUUUCUUUAUUCUUCUGUGGGAACGGGGGCCGGCAAUAUUGCCUUUUCUUUUUGUCUUUUGGACUCUCAGAGGGCCUUGGGAGUUUGGGCCAGGCAAGGGCUUUCUUUGGAUCAGACUGUGAACAUUGGGUACAAGAUUGGCCAAAGUUGGCGGGAGAUAUAGUCUCAAGUCUUCCUGUCAGGGCAGACAGAUGAGCAUUCAGUCGUCCAUGGUUUUGUGGCAUCUGCAGGAAAUCUUGAGCCAAGUUACUGAUGAGGAGAAACAUCAAGUCGGACUGCCUGAUGGUGGGUCUUUUGGUGUGCGUUUUGGCUUGGCUUGGAUGAGAUGAGGAAAGAAGUUGACAGCUGGUGAUCAGGUUGCAACUUUUGAUCAUAUCUACUUUAGCAAAGACGAUGACACUUGCAUUCUAUAGCAAAAGGAAAAACUCAUCAAUC